Molecule: messenger RNA, 1246 nt
Organism: Theobroma cacao (cacao)
Lineage: Eukaryota; Viridiplantae; Streptophyta; Magnoliopsida; Malvales; Malvaceae
Product: Metal-dependent phosphohydrolase
Source: RefSeq, a predicted model, not a curated record
CAGUCAACACUUAGCAGAUGAACAAGACCACAUCAACGAAUACAAUGAAUUUAUCCAAAUCCUUUGCUCCCACUUGCUGUUUUGCUUGUUGCUUCUCCCGCGCACCGAAUCAGAGACAAGAUUUCUAUUUGGCGACCCAGGCCCGUGAUGCACAUUUCGUAGUUGUCAAACCAAGUUUUUCUUCCUCUGUGGAAACCAGAGACCACUUUUUGAGUUAAGUCAGGGUUAGGGAAAUCCACGAAAUGGCGAGCAGAGACGCGGUGAAAAGGGCGGAGCACCUGGUGGAGAGAGCAAUGAAAGGGAACGACGCCUCCCACGAUGCCGCGCACGUGUGGAGGGUCAGGGACCUCGCUCUCUCCCUCGCAAGAGAGGAAGGCCUCUCCUCCAACCAUCACUCCAUGGAAAUCGUAGAGCUAGCUGCACUUCUCCAUGAUAUAGGUGAUUACAAAUACUUGAGGGAUCCAUCUGAGGAGAAACUUGUCGAGAAUUUUCUUGAGGAAGAGGGCAUAGAGGACAGCAAAAAGAUAAAGAUAUUAAACAUCAUAAAGGGAAUGGGUUUUAAAGAUGAACUUUCAGGGCUUGGAAACCAUGAGUUUUCCCCCGAAUUUGGGGUUGUGCAAGAUGCUGAUCGUCUUGAUGCAAUUGGUGCUAUAGGAAUUGCUCGCUGCUUUACUUUUGGUGGAAACAGAAACAGAGUUCUUCAUGAUCCAGCCAUCCAGCCACGAUUAGACUUAUCCAAGGAACAGUACAUGAAAAAGGAGGAGCAGACUACCGUGAAUCAUUUCCAUGAGAAGCUUCUCAAGUUAAAGGAUUUGAUGAAAACUAAGGCUGGGCAAAGGAGGGCUGAGAAAAGGCACAAGUUCAUGGAGGAAUUCCUUAAAGAAUUUUAUGAAGAGUGGGAUGGGAGGGCUUGAAUGAGGUGAUUUUUCUCCACCCAGAUACAGUAUAAUUGAAGAGAGAAAAAUGAGACCAUAGAUACAAUGAAAUUACCUUAUGAAUUUUCUGUUUCUGACUAAUUAUAUUUCAGCAUUUUUCCUCCAGUUAGCCUGCUUUAGAUGCUGGCAACUACUAUCCUACGGUUCAAAAUUACUUGUGACCCAUGAAUGAUGUUUUGUGGAAGUACUAUUUUGAUUUUGAAUGGACAUAAACUGUCAAUGGUAUACAUAUAUAUGAAUAAUGUACACAUGCUGUACCCUAUAGAACUGGGUGUUGGUUAAGUUACUUCUGUGUAACUUUUUUCUUGGUU